AUGUCCAGCUCCGUUGCGGGCAAAUCAUGUACCAUUUGUGAGACACCAGGAUCUCGCGGCUGUGCUCGGUGCAAAUCAUCUUCGUAUUGCUCUACGGAUUGCCAGCUCGAUGACUGGCCCGUCCACAAGCUCCUCUGCGCAUCAUUCUCCAAAUUCGACGUAUCAGCUCGUCCAUCGGAAACCCAUUUCAGGAGCAUUGUCUUCCCUCAAGACCAAUCCAGGCCAGAGAUUCAAUGGCUCCAUUGUCCAUGGGUCGAUGAUGAGGGUGAGGGCGUCAAGUGGCAGGAUCCCGACGUGACCCCCUUCAUGGGCUCCGGUUCGAUGAAUACGUACACCCUAAUUCGGACGGACGCUCUUCUGCAAAAGCGGCUUCCUGAUGUUAUUGAUAUUUGCUAUCGCGACAGGUUCUUGGUUGAUGGUUCCUUGCCAAACAAGAGCACUGCAGCUAUCCUUGCCACGAUACCGUACGGGUCUCAUGAAUGGCGAGGACCUAUUGUCGCUGUGGGCCGAAAAGGACAAAGCAUGGACCCUGACAGCUGCCGAGACCUUGGUAUGAACGAUUUCCGGUACAUUGCCGAUUAUUUGAUCGCAUAUGGUCGAUGGUCGUUGGAUCUCAAUACCCCUGGGAAGCCUCAUCAGGAGGUCGUCAAGGGCGUCAGGAUCAACUGCGUCGGGGAUCGCAAAGUCUUUGGCAAGCCACUCUAUGAGCCUGUUGAUGUUACCCCGACGGACUCAGUCUUCAACCGGCACUGUAACGAUACAUCUGAUAUCGCAGACCGCAUCGGCCUCCCUAUCCUCACGCGCCAGUGCCCGCCAAGUCUCCGAUGGAUGAGAACAAAGGGACAGUAUGAUUUCGGCGGCGAGAGCCCGGACACCAACCAAGACGCCACCUUCCUCCACCUAUGCUGUGAUCCAAAGGCAGACAAGUUCCCGGCAGGUCCUGGCUGGUCUAUGGCAGGCUUCAAGUGGCAGCAGUCAGUCGGCAGUGUCAUUGUCGUACGCCGUGACCAGAAGCCCCUGGAUCCUCUACACGUUGAGGCACUCUGCCAUUAUUGCCGAUAUGACAUUAGGCCGCUGAUGGGCCACACAAUGGGAGAGUACGCGCCGGAUGAGCCACUGGCCCGGGAUCUUGUGUUGCAAAUGAUUUGUCGGCCUACUUUUUCUAUUUCCUGGUACAAAUUGUGUGACAGAAAGCACGAGGAGGGCCAGGUUGUACCUGAACUAUCUCCCUAUGAGGUAUAA
Molecule: messenger RNA, 1242 nt
Organism: Clonostachys byssicola
Lineage: Eukaryota; Fungi; Ascomycota; Sordariomycetes; Hypocreales; Bionectriaceae
Source: the annotation of a GenBank genome assembly